Molecule: messenger RNA, 720 nt
Organism: Prunus armeniaca (apricot)
Lineage: Eukaryota; Viridiplantae; Streptophyta; Magnoliopsida; Rosales; Rosaceae
Source: the annotation of a GenBank genome assembly
AUGAGAUUAAUUCAAUUGGCCACUCAGAUUGUACCAUUUCGUCGUGGCCAAACAACGACACUACUCCUCUUGGAAUUUGGAGGGACUAGUAGCCUCGUCUUUUCUAUGUAUAAGCCUACUAUCGCUAGGACCCAAAAACAGGUUAACCCGGUUGGAAUUCUUGGGCUUCAUGCUUUGAAGAAACAAGAGUGUAUCAUUACUAAUUGGGCUGUUCCUUUUGAAAAUUGCCUGAGAAGCUUGUUCCUCUCAUCUGGAACAUUGACCAGGUUUGCAAAGUUUGGGGAAAGCUUGCUAAUAUAUCUACUCAAACAGCUUCCAGUGGAAGCUAGAUUUCCCAUGACAGUGAUCAAUGAGGUCCAGACCAUAACCAGCCAGUUCAUUCCCCAAAAACUCCGAGACAAAAUCCUUGCCACAAUUGGAGGCCUUUUGGGUAAUCUUCCCAACUCUCAAAUGACCCUUAUCAUUGAUGAACACAGUGGCCUCUCUGUCAAUGAGAUUUACCAGGCCUCAGAAAUCUACUUAAGCGCAAGGAUCACCCCUUCAAUUGAACAGCUUAAGGUUUCCAAGGCUCCAAGCCAGAACAACUUCUCUGUUACCAUCAACAGAGGCAAAAAGCUUAUCGAUGAAUUCGAAGGAAUCAAGUUGAGAUGGGAAUUCUGUUGUACUGAAACCAAGAGCACACAUCACGACUAUGAAGACUAUUCAGCUCAGCUUCCAUAA